Molecule: messenger RNA, 2390 nt
Organism: Glycine soja
Lineage: Eukaryota; Viridiplantae; Streptophyta; Magnoliopsida; Fabales; Fabaceae
Product: purple acid phosphatase 15-like
Exons: 8
Coding region: 372-2090 (572 amino acids)
Molecular function (GO): acid phosphatase activity; metal ion binding
Source: RefSeq, a predicted model, not a curated record
UUUCUACUCUAAAUUUCUCAAUUAAUAUUCUUAAAACACUUAUUAACAUUUUUUUUAAUCAUCACACAUUACCCGGUAUGCGCAGCUAAAACAUAGAGACCGGAGGGUUGGAAAUAUUGACGUUUAUAAAUAUGAACCAUGGAAAUGUAACUUAUCCAGGGUUCUUGUCAGUAGUAGUUAGAUUGGUCCAAACAAAACAGCCUCCAUUCAUUCUUUCUGACUAGUAUGUAAUAGCAUUCGCUCCAUCACCAUUUGAGUGAUCAUUUCAUCUAUUGUUUCUUUGAGGUCCUUUUCAGCCUCCCAUGAAAUAAAAUAAAAUAAAAACUUCUUGAUUUGCUCCACGAAAAACGUUCUCCAUUUUAUAAUAAGGCAUGAAAUCUUUGACUUUUGCCUUUUUUUUUUCCUUUAUCCCAAUGCAUUUAAGCAUCUCAACUCAUUUUGCUAGCUGUCAUUGCACUCCUGAAAUGGGUUGGGUUAUAGUGUGUAUGUUGUUUUCUCUAAGUUGUGUCAUUGUUGAUGGCGGAGUUCCAACAACUCUGGAUGGACCCUUCAAGCCUGUGACCGUUCCUCUUGAUCAGAGCUUCCGAGGAAACGCCGUGGACCUGACAGAUACAGAUCCUCUGGUUCAAAGAACCGUUGAAGGGUUCCAGCCAGAACAAAUCUCUCUCUCACUCUCUGCUUCUCAUGAUUCUGUUUGGAUUUCUUGGAUUACAGGGGAAUUCCAAAUUGGGGACAAUAUAGAACCCUUAGAUCCUGAAACUGUUGCUAGCAUAGUUCAAUAUGGAAGGUUCGGAAGGUCCAUGAGACACCAAGCAACGGGUUAUUCCCUCGUUUACAGUCAACUUUAUCCUUUUGAAGGCCUUCAGAACUACACCUCUGGAAUUAUACAUCAUGUUCGUCUCACAGGAUUGAGACCCAACACACUAUAUCAAUAUAAAUGUGGAGAUCCUUCUUUGUCAGGAAUGAGUGACGUUCAUUAUUUCAGGACUAUGCCAGCUUCAGGCCCCAAGAGCUACCCUAGCAGAAUAGCAGUGGUUGGAGACUUGGGUCUUACAUACAAUACCACAUCCACUGUUAAUCAUAUGACCAGUAACCAUCCUGAUCUUAUUCUGUUGGUUGGAGAUGUUAGCUGUGCCAACCUCUAUCUUACUAAUGGCACUGGGGCAGACUGCUACUCUUGCUCAUUUCCUAACACUCCCAUCCAUGAAACCUAUCAGCCUCGUUGGGAUUAUUGGGGAAGGUACAUGCAGCCUCUGAUUUCUAGUGUCCCAAUAAUGGUAAUAGAAGGGAAUCAUGAGAUAGAAGAACAAGCUGAAAACCAGACAUUUGUUGCUUAUAGUUCUCGAUUUGCAUUCCCAUCAGAAGAGAGUGGAUCAUCAUCCACUUUCUAUUAUUCUUUCAAUGCUGGGGGGAUACAUUUUAUAAUGCUGGGGGCCUACAUAUCCUAUGACAAAUCAGGGGACCAGUACAAGUGGUUGGAGAGAGACUUGGCUUCUGUUGACAGGGAAGUAACUCCGUGGUUGAUAGCUACAUGGCAUGCACCUUGGUAUAGCACCUACAAGGCUCAUUAUAGAGAAGCAGAGUGUAUGAGGGUGGAGAUGGAAGACUUAUUAUAUAAAUAUGGCGUUGACAUUGUCUUCAAUGGACAUGUUCAUGCGUAUGAGAGAUCAAACAGGGUAUACAACUACACAUUGGAUCCUUGUGGUCCUGUUUAUAUCACGGUUGGAGACGGUGGUAACAGGGAAAAGAUGGCAAUCACACAUGCUGAUGAACCUGGACAGUGUCCAGAACCAUCAACUACACCAGAUGACUAUAUGGGUGGCUUCUGUGCCUUUAAUUUUACUUCCGGUCCAGCAGAAGGUAACUUCUGUUGGGACCGACAGCCUGAUUAUAGUGCUUUCAGAGAAAGUAGCUUCGGUCAUGGCAUUCUAGAGGUGAAAAAUGAAACCCAUGCACUGUGGAUUUGGCAUCGCAAUCAAGACUUUUAUGGCAGUGCUGGAGAUGAGAUUUACAUUGUUAGGGAACCUCAAAACUGCCCACCAAUCAAGCCAGAGGAGGGUGCUAAAAUAUUUAACUUCAAGAUGCAUUAAGCAUAGCAACACUUUCAAAAUGUGGAGCACUGAAAUUAUCGUACGGCGUUUUCUGUCACCAUGUGCUGCAAUUGGAUUCAGAGGCAUACUGUACUCUAUUGUGUCUUGACAACACGUUGCGUUUUACUCAGUAUAAAUUUUGUAUUCUUGAAGUUUGAUAACAUUUUUUCUUCUUCGAAUUACUGGAAUCCUAUCAAAGUUUGCCUCCAACUAAAUUAUGAGGCAAGUUGUCUCAAAAUUUUAUCAAAUUGGAAAAAUGUAUUAUUUAUUCACAAACUCAAUUGUCAUACAGGUGCAAAA